AUGGCUAAUUCAACAAGAGCUACUUCUCUUUAUCUUCCUGUAUCGAAUUAUGGUAGUCAAAGUGAAUUUAGUUUUUAUUCAAAUCCAUCGGAAAAACCACCAGUAAACCCUCAAGUUUUACGAUCAUUGUCACCGGAAGAUGUGCAAAAAAUGAAAUAUAAAAUUGCACUUGACAAGCAAGUAGCUGAAAAACAGCAAAGAAUCACUCGUGAAUGGGAAAGGAAAAUUGAACGAGACAAAAAAUACGUUCAGCAUCAACCAUUUGGACGACACGAGCAUACAACUGUUCUUAAAAAAGAAGAAUUAGAAGAAAUUUUAACAAAAGGUCGUGCUCCUUCACCCGUAUUAGAAAUGCCUCAGCAAUAUGUUCUUCAUCAUCCUCCACCACCGCCGCCAAUACUAUCACCAUCAUCACAGCCAGUACUACAACAACAGCAGCAACCGUUUAUGACAGAACCAUAUAUCCCCAAUGAUAGUAACCCGUCUAAUGUGUUCGGUUCACCACGGCAACCAAUGUAUAAUAAUUAUUCUCAAUAUCCUACUUAUUCAACUACUCAACCUCAGGCACAAUUACAGCCACCAAAUAAUUCUUCAAUAAAUACUAAUACUACUACUACAAAUAACAAUAAUAACAAUAAUCCUGAUUUUCAACGAUUUUAUGGACCAAAUGGUAAUUCUAAUCCGCCGAAUACAAAUGUUACACAAGGAAGUAUUGGUACUGCUCAACCAAUUAAAGGAGAUGCGCAUGAUCCUUUUCUUUUAUUUGAUCCUAAUAAAGAAGCUCAAAAUGUAUUCAAUACAAUUCCUCAACAAGAUUUAUAUGAUCCAUGGGGACGUCCAGGUGCUGGAGCACCAUUAAUUCAUGCACCAACAGGACAAAAGUUUACAAGAUAUUCUGGUAGUUUACAAGAGAAAUUGAAUCAUGUUGGUCCACUUGGUUUUUACGGUAAACAAUACACAGGAAAUAUUGAAGAACAAAAGCGUGAACUUGAAUUAGAACAAAGACGUCGUCAACAAGAAGAAAUGGAACAUCGAUCUAAUGCAGGUGAUACGGCUGAAUGGAUUACGCAACUUGAAAGAACUCGUUAUCCAUUGAAAUUACAUUUACCAACAACAGAACCAACCCGGGAGUUUACUGGUGCACGUACACGAUAUCGAUCAGAGGAAAGUCGUUUAUUACAUGAUGAUCUCGUACAACAAGCCGAAGAACGUGCACGAUUACAAAAACUUAAUCGAUAUCAUAAUAGCAUAGCUGAAUUACAACAUUCUGAAGCCAUGAAUAAUUGGUGGGGUAAAAGUGGGGGUGGUGCACCUUCAUUUACACAUCGACGACAUAAUGUUAAUAAUACAUUUGAAAAUCCACGACAAAAAUGGACAAGAAAUCAUCUUGGUCAAUUAGUUAUGGCUGAUGAUGAAGUACCAAGUCAAGUUAAAGUUCAAACAACAGAUUAUUUCAAUCCAAAAUCUAAACAAUUAUCAAAUCACCGAAAUUAUUAUCAAGUGGCCGAUGAUCAAGCAUCAUAA
This is a messenger RNA of Rotaria sp. Silwood1, 1524 nucleotides long. The record is from the annotation of a GenBank genome assembly. Lineage: Eukaryota; Metazoa; Rotifera; Eurotatoria; Philodinida; Philodinidae.